Triticum aestivum (bread wheat) is the source of this 1785-nucleotide messenger RNA. RefSeq lists its product as uncharacterized. The coding region runs from base 72 to 1484 and encodes 470 amino acids. NCBI's taxonomy places the organism in Eukaryota, Viridiplantae, Streptophyta, Magnoliopsida, Poales, Poaceae. The record is from RefSeq and is a predicted model, not a curated record. The transcript has a single exon.
CAACUUAGCUUAUUAACCAGACUACUGGUCUGCUCACUCCACCCGUGGCAUAGUAAACUGAACCAAGAUCGAUGGGCGACGUCCGAAUCGUGUCUCGGCGCGUGGUAAGGCCGGAACCAACGGCCUCGCCGCCGGUGGAGACCAUCCACCUGACGCCGUGGGAUCUCAAGUCUAUCACCGUGGAGAACAUCCAGAAGGGCAUCCUCCUGCCCAAGCCUCCCACCACCGGAGGAAAGGGGCUCAACGACGUGGACGUGGAGUGUCUAGCUUCGUCCUUUGAGCGAGCCCUUGGCCACUUCUACCCUUAUGCCGGACGCCUCUCCGUCGCCGUCCCGCCGGCUAGCAACGGCGGAGCAUCAUCGCCUCAGAACCAGAGCCUCACCAUCUCGCUCCGCUGCGGCGGCGAGGGCGCCGAGUUCGUCCACGCCGUGGCUCCCGGCGUCACCGUCUCGGACAUCACCGACUCUCUCAUCGUUCCUCGGGUGGUCUGGUCCUUCUUCCCGCUUGACGGGCUGCUGGGCUCGGACGCCAUUGAUGGCUCGCGCCCGCUCCUGGUUGCGCAGGUCACUGAGCUCGCCGACGGCGUCUUCAUCGCCAUGUCAAUGAACCACGGCGUCGCCGACGGUACGACAUUCUGGCAAUUCUUCAAUACCUGGUCCGAGCUAAGUCGUGCCGCCGUCGCUGGCAACGAUGUUAUGAUCUCCACGCCGUUGCCGGUGUUCGACAGGAGUUUCCUGGGCAGCUGCACCGUCCCCAUCACUCUGCCCUUCGGCAAGCUGGAGGAUGUCGUCGGCCUUCGACAUGUGUUCCCGCCCGUGCAGGAAUGCUUUCUCAAUUUCUCGGCGGCGAGCGUAAAGAAUCUCAAGGCGAAGGCGAACGCCGAGAUGUCCGGCUCCGGCACCCUUAGCACCAUCUCCUCGCUGCAGGCCCUGCUCGCGCACCUCUGGCGUGCCGUGUGCCGAGCCCGGCGACUCGCGCCGAAGCAGGAGACGACGUACACUGUCCUUGUGGGAUGCCGUGGCCGCGUUGUCGGCAUACCGGCAGCCUACGCGGGCAACGCGGUGGAGCACGCCACCGCCAGGUCUACCGCCGGCCAUAUUCAGGAAAGGGGCCUCGGAUGGGCGGCAUGGCUCCUGAACAGGGCCGUGGCGUCGUUCGACAUGGCAUAUGCGAGCAACAAGCUCGCGUCCUGGCCUCAGGAGCCUAGCUUCACGCGCCUGCCGGCGCUCGUGGCUGCCGCUCCCACGGGGACGCUGACUGGGAGCUCGCCGCGGUUCGACGUGUAUGGGAACGACUUCGGGUGGGGCGCGCCGGUGACAGUUCGGAGCGGCGCCGGGAACAAGUUUGAUGGGAAGGCGACGGUGUACGAGGGUCGAGGUGGCGGAGGGAGCAUUGCGCUGGAGGUGUGCCUCAUUCCGGAGGCGCUCGCCAGGCUCGUCACCGACGACGAGUUCAUGGCUGCAACCACCACUGAUUCAUACUGAUUGUAUCUCUUGCAGCAAAAUAUUUUAUCAUCUUUCGUGAUUGUUAUCAGUGAGGACCAAAUCCGUUGAUUAGUACGUAGCUUGGUUGAACCGGAAGCAAAAUAAUGGAGGUUCACUGAGUCUUGCUCCAAUAUUUGUAGUAUCAUCUUUCGUGAUUGUUAUCAGUGAGGACCGAACAGAUGGACAAGUGAUCCCUGAGUUGCUGAUGUUUCUGAAGCCUACCAGGUACCAGAGUCGAUGAGCUGAAAAAAAUAAAAACUGGACCCCGAUAAACGCGAAUGUUCGGAUUUUAAGCAUGUCA